UUCAAUUCAUCCUCGUCCCCCCAUUUCUUCCAACCCCCAACCCUUCUUCUACCACCAAGAGUACAAGAAGAACCCCGCGGACCCCCAUUUCAAUCUAAUUCCUUUCGAUCUUAUACUCUCUUCUGUAUUGAUCUUCUUUUCCAUCAUACAAGCUUGUUUCGCGCCAACGCGACCUACUCGACCUCCUCUUCUGUUGAGAGAAUUCACCCCCCCAGCCUCGACAAUAUGACGGAGGUAUCCUCCACGAGGCUCUACUUGGGCAACCUCCCGCGCGAUGCCACCAAGGCUGACGUUGAGGCCCAUUUCGCCACUCAUGGCACCGGUACAAUCAAGGAGAUCAAGCUCAUGAACGGCUUUGGAUUCAUCGAGUACGAGGAUGCCAUGGAUGCCCGAGACGUAGUUCCUGCUUUCCAUGGCUCCGAGCUCAAGGGCGACCGCCUGACCGUCCAGUUCGCCCGCGGAUCGCGCCAGCGCGACAACUUCGCCGCCACCGACCGUACGGCCCCGCGCCCCAGACGUACCCCACACAGGAUGCAGAUUUCGGGACUCCCCGGCGAAACCAGUUGGCAGGACCUGAAGGACUUCGCGCGUCAGUCCAGCCUCGACGUCGUCUACUCCGAAACCGGCCGCGACCGUGACGGCAAGGGCUUUGUCGAGUUCGAAACCGCAGCCGACCUCCGCACCGCUGUCGAAAAACUCGACGGCCGCGAAUUCAAGGGUGCUCGCGUGACCUGCACCGCUGAUACCCAACCCGACAUGCCCCGCGACCGCAUGCGUUCCCGCUCUCCCCCCCGCCGCCCCUACCCCAGCGACGACUACGACCGCCGCCCGCGCGGCUACUCCCCCCGUCGCGACGGCGGUGGAUACCGCGACCGUUCCCCACGCCGUGACUACUACGACGACCGUGGCCGCUACGGACGCUCGCCUCCGCGGCCUAGAGGACCUAUGGAUGACUACCCGCCGCCGCCGAGGAGGGGACCGUAUGAUGACCCGUAUAGGGGCGGGUAUCCGCCGCAGGUGGAUCCGUAUAUGAGAGGGGGAGAGUAUGGGAGGCCGCCGGUUAGGGAGUUUGGGAUGAGGGAGGGGGGGUAUCCGAGGGAGUAUGAUAGGAGGUAUUGAGGGGGGUGAGGUGGGAGGUGUGUGUGCGCCGUAGUGGGUGAUUGAUGAUGGGAUGGGGGGAGUGGGGUGAUGAUGGGUGAUGGGAUGGACGAGGGCGUCGCUUUUCUUUACUGCCAUGAUAUGAUACGUAUGUCUGAACGGAUGGGUUCGGUGAAUGGUUUCGGUCGGUUGGUCGGUCGGGUCGAUCGAGCUGGGCGGGACGACGGGGAUGAAAACUUUACUUCCACCUACAAAGCAAACAUCUUGUUGGAUGGAUAUGUUUUCUCCCCCUUUUUUAUAAAAAAAACCAGAUUGAGCAGCAGUUUUUUUCUUGCGCUUAGCUAGCAUGCAUGGAAAUUCUCUCAUACUACAUUUAGGGGGAUAUUGAUUUCGGGAGGGGGGGUUUAUGGGAUUAUUUUCUACUCUUACUAUUUUGACUAUGUUUGUUGUUUUUUUCUUCUUCUGGUCUACUACUUGCUACCUUCAUUGAUGAUGGGUCCGUCCUGGGUGUUUAUGAGAUGACCGAGACGUGUUUUUUAUUUAUUUUUGUAACGGAACUAUAACCGGGGAAACCACAACUGGUCCAUGCAACAAAACGACACAACACACACAAACUGGAAAAAACCAGAACCAGAAACAGCCUACACACACACGCAGACUACAGAAUGCAAGCCCUUGUAGCAGGGGUGGUGGAUAACACACAGCAGCCUUGGAAUCGAAACGACUCCCUUUUGUUUUUGUUUUUGUUUUUUUGUAACUUUCCUAUUUAUGCAGCGGGAUGGGAUGGCCAUUUGAGGAGGGA
Molecule: messenger RNA, 1900 nt
Organism: Pseudogymnoascus verrucosus
Lineage: Eukaryota; Fungi; Ascomycota; Leotiomycetes; Thelebolales; Thelebolaceae
Exons: 7
Coding region: 226-1119 (297 amino acids)
Cellular component (GO): ribonucleoprotein complex; cytoplasm; nucleus
Molecular function (GO): mRNA binding
Source: RefSeq, a predicted model, not a curated record